Molecule: messenger RNA, 181 nt
Organism: Paraglomus brasilianum
Lineage: Eukaryota; Fungi; Glomeromycota; Glomeromycetes; Paraglomerales; Paraglomeraceae
Source: the annotation of a GenBank genome assembly
AGUUCAGAGAACCGUUCCUGUUCCGCUACCAGAGAUGUUUUUUGGAAACAAUUCUCUUCAUGUCUCCAACGAUCAUAACUUUGUUUUCGAGUUUAAUCCAACAACGGAUGCCUUAAAGUGCGUAGACUCAACCAAAAAGGGUCAACUAGCGUAUUCGGAAGAAUGGAAGAAUAUGAAGUAA